Messenger RNA from Diorhabda carinulata, 1777 nucleotides. RefSeq names its product pancreatic triacylglycerol lipase-like. The transcript is spliced from 11 exons. The coding region runs from base 15 to 1772 and encodes 585 amino acids. The record is from RefSeq and is a predicted model, not a curated record. Gene Ontology annotation, biological process: lipid metabolic process. Lineage: Eukaryota; Metazoa; Arthropoda; Insecta; Coleoptera; Chrysomelidae. Gene Ontology annotation, molecular function: lipase activity.
UGUCAAUUAGAAUAAUGUGUGUCAAAAAUUUCUUAUUUAUAAGGGCUUCAACCCUCCUUACAAUGCUGGUAAUUUCUUACAUACUGGCUGAUGAAACUAGUGAAGAAAUAGCUUUUCCUAUCGAUCAAUUCAUUUUUAAUACGGAACAAUACGAUGAUAAUAUAGACGUAUUCAAAGUAUGCGAGGAAGCUUUGGGAUGUAUAGAAACUGAUUCAAGAUGGUAUCAUAAAAAAUUUAGACCUAUAAAUUUGAGACCGCUUCCACGGCAUAUUUUAAAAACCGACUUCUUACUAAUUAAAAAACACAAUUCUAACGUUGAUGAAUUAUUUUAUACUAAUCUAUUACCAAGAGAAUCAUCUAUCAGAGAAUCGGAGUUUAGGAAUGAUUCUGAGCUUAUGAUUUUGAUACAUGAUUUUACAGCCAAUGGGUACACCGGGUGGAUAAAACAUUUGGCAAAAACUAUUUUUAUCCAUUCAAUAGAUACUAACUUAAUUUCAGUAGAUUGGCAAAGAGGCGCUGAGCCACCUUACGAUCAAGCUGUAGCUAAUGCCCGUGUAGUGGCACUGGAAACUAUAGCUCUCAUCAAAGAACUGCAGGACAAAUUCAAUUAUAGCUUGAAUAAUAUACAUAUUGUAGGACACGGUAUAGGUGCACACAUUGCAGGAUAUAUCGGUACUACUUAUAAUAAAAUGAAAAAAAUUACAGGUUUAGAUCCAAGUGGUCCAAGAUUUCAAGGUAUGCCGAAUCUAGUGAAAUUAAAUGCCAAAAAUGCCAAAUACGUCGAAGUCAUCCAUACGGAUUAUUACGAAUCUAGAAGUCUAGGUAUAAACGAAACUCUAGGACAUAGCGACUUUUUUGUAAAUGGAGCAAGAAGGCAACCUGGCUGUCCAGAAAAUAAUUCUUUCGAUAAUGUUUUGUCUGUAGAAAGAACAAGUUUGAGACCGGGAGAUAUUUUACCAAGCUGUAGUCAUAAAAGAGCAUUCAAAUACUUUGUAGAAGCUCUAGUGAAUAGAAAUUGUAAAUUUCAAGGCAUCAAAUGUGGAAGUCUAUCAGAUUUUGAAAACGGAAAGUGCACGCGCUGCAAUGAUCAUGAUUGUCGAGAGUUUGGCUUAAAAACGUACGCUGAUACUUCUGAAGGAAAUCAAUUUUUUUUAAACACUGCUGGACGUUACCCUUAUUGUUUACUGGAAUACAGAAUAGGUGUGUAUAUUACAGAUGAUGAGAAGCAAGGAAACUUCCAUUUUAUUCUAGUAGAUGAAAAUAGUAAUGUUGCUGAGGCUGUAGUAACAACAGAGGAAGAAUCCUACAGACUUUUCAAAUCAGGUGUAGAAAAUAAUAAUACGUUUGUAUAUUUUGCGAGUCCUCCUCGUCUUAAAAAUAUCAAAGAAGCUAAAGUGAAAUGGACAGAACAAAAAAAAAUCUACUGUUUCAUUUUCUGCCAAUUAACAAUAAAUGUAGAAAAAAUAAGUAUAGCAUUUUUAGGUAGUGGUAACGACGAUCAAGGCGAAGAUAUUUUUUUCUGUCCUCGAGAAAACCGAGUUCAAAUCGAAAGUGGUUCUUAUGUAACGUUUAGAAGAUGUACUGAGAAAACUGAACCUUAUAAUACUCCACUUGGAUCUGUAAAGGACACUCUAACGCAUAGCGAAGAUGAAAAUAAAAGUACAGAAACUUUUUCAGAAAGCCCGAUUACUUCACAAGUAACUACUGAAAUAACUAAGAGUAGUUCAAUUAAAUCGGUAAAACGUAAUCAAUCACAAAAAGGUCCAAAUUGAACUAA